Messenger RNA from Olea europaea var. sylvestris, 1073 nucleotides. RefSeq names its product BI1-like protein. Gene Ontology annotation, cellular component: membrane. The transcript is spliced from 5 exons. The record is from RefSeq and is a predicted model, not a curated record. NCBI's taxonomy places the organism in Eukaryota, Viridiplantae, Streptophyta, Magnoliopsida, Lamiales, Oleaceae. Bases 109 to 846 code for a protein of 245 amino acids.
UAGAAACCCCAAUUCCCCUUCCAUUACACAAGCAUAUAUACAUACAUAGAGAACCAAGCAUUUUCUAGAGAGAAAACCCUCGUCACAGCAUCAAGAAUCCCAUUCAAGAUGAACGGCUACUCCGACGUUGAUGAUAUGAAGAAUAAUAUUGACAUUGAGGCCGGUGAUGGGUUACUGUAUCCGGGAAUCGGCUACGGCGAGAAUCAGCUCCGAUGGGGUUUCAUCCGCAAAGUCUACGGUAUUUUGGCUGCCCAGAUCCUCCUUACUACUGCUGUCUCCACCGUGACUGUUCUUUACGCCCCCAUCAAUGACCUUCUCCGUGGAAAUUCUUGGAUUUUGCUCUUCCUCCUCUUCACUCCCUUCAUUUUGUUGUGGCCCUUGCACAUUUAUCAACAAAAGCACCCACUGAAUUUCGUAUUCCUUGGGCUCUUUACUGCUUCUCUGAGUCUCACUGUUGGCGUGACCUGUGCCAAUACUGAAGGAAGAAUUGUGCUCGAAGCCUUAAUCUUGACAUCAGCUGUAGUUGCGGCUCUGACCGGGUACACUUUCUGGGCUUCUAAGAAGGGCCAGGACUUCAGUUAUCUUGGACCAAUCUUGUUUACUAGCCUAAUUGUACUGGUUUUUACUGGUUUUAUCCAGAUGUUCUUCCCUCUUGGAUCUACCUCUACUGCUAUCUAUAGUGCAAUUGGUGCUAUAAUUUUCUCUGGUUACAUAAUUUACGACACUGACAAUCUGAUCACGCGCUUCACAUAUGACGAGUACAUCUGGGCAUCUGUCACUCUUUAUCUGGAUGUUCUCAACCUAUUUCUUACCAUUCUGCGGAUGAUGAGACAGGGAAACAACUGAGAUGACGUGUUACUGUGUUACCGCCUGACCUCUGGUUUGUCCUAGAUGGUCUUAUUUAGUAAGUACAAAAGUUACCUAAAUGCAAAUUGUACAUGUGUCCGCGCCUGUGCGUAUGUUGCUAUCUAUAGAUUUACAAAUGUUCCUAUAAACUUGAAACAGUAAUAUGCAUGUAAUCGUUUCUGUCAGCGUGUGAAUUUAAUUUUCCGAUAUAUGAUGUUUGUUUCAUC